Messenger RNA from Pectinophora gossypiella (pink bollworm), 895 nucleotides. RefSeq names its product ankyrin repeat domain-containing protein 49-like (gene Ankrd49). Lineage: Eukaryota; Metazoa; Arthropoda; Insecta; Lepidoptera; Gelechiidae. The transcript has 3 exons. The record is from RefSeq and is a predicted model, not a curated record. Bases 128 to 847 code for a protein of 239 amino acids. Gene Ontology annotation, molecular function: protein binding.
AUCUAUCUCUUACUAGUCUGUGCUUGCAAGUGUACUACGUAUGCGAUUUAAAACUUGUUUAAAACAUAUUUACUGUGUUUAUUUCUGAGCUAGUGUUAUAUUUUAGUUCUCUGUUUGCCUCGUAGAUAUGUCUGACUCGGAGGACUCAGAUAAUUUUGACCCAAAUGAAUUACAAGAUAUACACGAUGAAAUCGAAAAGUGCAAGAAAAAUCCAAGCACAGCCGGUAUGUUUGUAUCUGGAUGGGAUGACGCCGAUCAGGAUGUAGAUGUUGUAAAGGAUCCUAAAGCUAAUCCAAUUGACCAUGUUUUGUGGGCUGCUGAAAAUGGUGAAGUUGAGGCAUUGAAAGAGAUUCUGUCAUCUCAACCUGGCCUUGUGCAUGCUCGGGAUAGCGAUGGAUACACACCCCUGCAUCGAGCUGCUUAUGGCAAUCAUGUCACAGCAAUAUCUUAUCUUCUUAGCAUGAAUGCCAGCGUUAGUGCCAAGACAGAAUUAGGAUGGACUCCGUUACAUUCUGCUUGCAACUGGAACAAUUACUUGGCUGCUGCAAGACUACUUGCAGCAGGUGCUGAUCCUACUGCAGUUUCUGAUGGAGACCAAACCCCUCUGCAUCUGACAUCUGCGAUAAGCCAUUGUAAAUCAACUUUAUUAAUCUUAUUACUAAGGGAAGAUAUAGUGGACAUAGUGAAAAAACCCAAUAACUCUGGUGAAACUCCAGAAGACCUGGCUCGUGGACACGGCAUAUAUGCUCCUUUAUUUGAAAUGGCAAUUCCAGCAGCAUCAUAUAUUCGCUCACUAGCUUUUACUUGUAAUCCUUAUGUACAAGCCCAAUUGAAAUUGACUAACUAAUAGGUUUAAGAUCUUUUAAAAUAAGUAAAUAAAAGUUAUUUUAUACAA